Molecule: messenger RNA, 2964 nt
Organism: Colletotrichum destructivum
Lineage: Eukaryota; Fungi; Ascomycota; Sordariomycetes; Glomerellales; Glomerellaceae
Product: Putative SET domain, JmjC domain, SET domain superfamily protein
Exons: 2
Coding region: 222-2894 (890 amino acids)
Biological process (GO): chromatin remodeling; regulation of gene expression
Cellular component (GO): chromatin; nucleus
Molecular function (GO): histone demethylase activity; protein binding
Source: RefSeq, a predicted model, not a curated record
UCUUUAUUUGGGUGCGACUUUCCGUCCUUCGGCAAGAUACCUUGUAGCGAACUUCGCAAAACCCAUCUUUCAACUGCGCAACGUCGGACCUGGAGUCAAUAAUAUCCGACCUGGACGCAAAGCUCAGGCGAGUCACCGAGAUCGCAUCGCAAGUUCUGGUGCCCACCAACGAAGGAACUCGACAUCGGCAGCAUGCGGGAAGCUCUGCCCUGAGGGCUGAGAUGAAGAGCUUGCUAGCUCAGAUGUCUGCCGAUCUGCAAGAGGUCAAAAGAAAGGUUUCCCGCUCAUCUUCAGGGAGCGCCCAGCUAGCACACAGACCACCUUCUUCAGUCGGCACCUCUGCGAUUGUCCCUUCCUCACUGCCAGACUCCUCCUUAGCCAUCCAUAAACAGCGAUCCAACGAUCCAGCCUCGGCAGAUCAAUCGCCGGCCCAGUGUCCAGAUCACCAAUCUCAGUCUGCCGCUCCGGGCGAACAGGCGAAAGGCGACCCGAGCUCAGCAGAAAGGAACACAGACACGACAACGUCGACGUCGCUUGCAGACCCCACGUCCAACUUCAAGGGGCCAUCUCCACCCGCUCCUGAAGGUUCUGAGGCAGCCUCUGCAACGGCCUCAAGGACAAACUCUUCAGUCGAAGCCCCAUCGCCUUCAGCCAGGACGAAGUUCAGCCUGACGACUAAUGAGACGGGGCCGAGACUGAUACCAAACAUUCGGAGAAUGCUGGCAGAGAAAGACUUCAACGGCCACAUCAGGGUCACAGACAUGGAACCGGUCGAUUGGGAUGCCCUAGCAAACAGACUCCAUAAGCCAGAGAUGCUCGCGGCUAAGGCUAGCAUCGUCGGCGAAAUUUCUGUUCCCAAUAUUGACUUUAUCUCGCUGCUCCACCCGGGAGAGGAAUUCUUACAGUUCGCGGCCAUUCCAGGUGGAAACUCGGACUACUGGCAUGCUGGCUGUCGAUUGUCAGGCACGCCUUGGCAUAAAGAAGAUGCGAACUGGCGGUCGGUCAACAAGGUCUGUUCUGGCUUGAAGCUAUGGGUCGUUGUUCCGGCGCACUAUGCUGCCCGCUUCGAGGAGUUUGUUAAGCAGCACUGGAGGACGAACAAUUGCGCGCAGUUUGUGCGUCACCUUUCGCUAUUUAUCGGCCCUACAACUCUCAAGGAGGCAGACAUCGAGUUCAGCAUUCACUGCGCUGGGCCCGGCGAUAUGAUCGUCACGAACCCGGGCCAGUACCAUAUGGUCGCGAACUUCACCGAUUGCUUCGCCAUGUCAAUCAACUUCUUGCUUCCUGGGGAAAAAGUCAUUCCAGACGAUCUUGCUGUCUGUGAGCAAUGCGGGCUGUUCUCUCUUGCCCACAAAGGAUUUAGAGCAGUCUCCAGCCCGCUGACUUACGACGAAACUGAGAGACUGCCGGUCACGAGCAUCUCAGAAAAUGAAAAGCUACAGCCCAAAAAAAGGGCCGUGUUGCGACAAGCGGCGGGCCCUCUACGGCCAUGCAAAAAACAAAAGAGCACUCCAAUGUCAUCUUCGGCCAGCCGUGAGCUGACCGAGGCUGAGGAACAGAUCAAAAAAGUCGACCCGCUGUGCAUAAUUCCAUCUUUUGGCGCACAACCUCCAAGUUCCGAGGUCUUCAAACUAGCCGCAGUCAUCUACAGUCGGCUGGCCAUUCGCCAGUUCUGCUCCCUCAUUCGCAGUAGAAGAGACCUGGAUACGGAAAGCUUCCGAAUGAACUUAUCGCAGGACAUUCCCGCACGUGUCGGACAACGCCUUGGCAGAAUCGACGUCUUUUUGCGGAAGACUGAUCUUGGGCGCCUCUGCGCCCGACUUGAGACGUUCUACCUUGCGCAGGAUAUUGAUAAUUCGAAGGAUGGCCGCAUCAGGGCUGACCCAGCCGUCAUCAAAAAGAUCCUGAAGCAGACCAAAUGCUCAAAGAAAACGCUUGAAAGGUAUCGCAGCCAGGGGAACAAAUGGAGACGCCUUUGCGAUGGCUACAAAGGGCUGCUAUGCCUCAUUUUCCUCGACGGAGGAAAUUCCUUCCGCAUAAACCCCGACAGCUACACAAGUCUGGAAGAAGCAGACGUACAUAUGUUCCAAGACCUCCUCAACAGCCCCUAUAUCAGCGCGCUUUGUUCGGUUGCAAAAACCUUUCAACGGUCUUUGGACAGUACAUCGUACGAUGUCGAGUUCUGCUGGGAAGCUGGAAAGUGGCCCUUGGACAGCACAUCGUGCGAUGUCGAGUUCCGCUGGGAAGCUGAAAAACAGCCCUUGGAAAAACUACCGGAAAACUACAUGCUCACACUUCUACAACCACUACCUUCAGCCCCUGAGAAUAUUUUCGACCCAGACAAGUAUCAAGACUGGCCACGUCCCCCGAGCUGGCUAGAGGAGUGGCCAUGGCCGGCCGAUCCGACAGCAAUCCUAGGUGUGGACGAUAAGAAGUGCGACUUCUGCGAUGAAGAAAAAUGCGCCUGUGUACGCAAGUCCACUGAACACAAACCGCGUAUAAAGCACUAUGGCAAGAAAGGUCGGGGACUACAGGCAGUUGCGUGCAAGCAGGGACGUAUGGCUUAUCAGAAAGGCGAUAUUGUCGGCUUUAUUACUGGGAGAAUCGUCCCGCCGGACACCUAUCACGACUCCUGGACACUGGAUUUUGUGCGACCAGAUCUAGCGGAUGAGCCCGUGGUGUGUCAGAUUCGCUUUGCGGACGCAGGUAACUGUUUCCGAUUGCUGAACCACUCCUGCAAUCCAUCUGCGCGCUUUGUGCAGAUGAGGGCGAGCGGGAGGUAUUCGACCGCAGUGAAGGCCUCAAGGAACAUUUCCGACGGCGAGGAGAUUACGGUUUCCUACGGAAGCAAAUGGGCUGGUGAACACUGUCUCUGCGAGGUGCAUCAGAAGUGAGGUUCCGCAUGCACGGGCCACAAGGCCCCUUCCAGGGUCUUAUGGCCCGUGCACGUCUGACGACAACGCU